GGCUGCUUUGCUAGCACCGGCAAAAGAAACAAAGGUUGCGAAGAAUUUGGAGCCCCAGAGGCCUGGUCGACCACAGAACAAAACGGAGACCGAAACCGGGGAAGAGACAAUUUCAUCCUCAACAGAUCAGCUUGAUGGCAGCAGCAACAAAAGCAUCGCUCUCAGACUUGGCCGGUGUGCAUUUGCAGCCUUGCAUUCGAAGAAUCCUGCCAUUGCCUACACGGCCGAAAUUUCACGGCUACAACUAGGUGGUUGCGAUGUUGGGCACAAGUACCAUGAUGCCAACACAUUGGAAGCUCUGUCAUUUGCAUCUGUGAAGCUGUGCCGUGAAGCCUUGCGUCAGUCCAUGCGACAGCCGCCCUUGAACUUGUCGCGUUUUGGACUUCGUUCUUGCUUUUCUGCCUCUCUGGAUGGUGUGACUCUCCCAAAUGGGCACACAGUUUUGCCCACCGUGGUGCACUUCACGGAUGCCAAGGGUCAACUUCAGUGGGCUAUGGCUGGAUCUGAAAUUCAUGGGGUGGAUUAUUCUGGCAGGAGCACAGCCAAAUUGUUUUUGAAAAGUUUGGCUUUCUUGGCCCCUUCAGAAAAAUCACCAGAGUGGAGCCAAUUUUGGGACCAUUUGAUAUGUGUUUGCGGUGAUGGAGCCAUGGUUGGAAACACCGGCAUCUCAGUGGAUUUGCACAUCGCAGAAGUUCUGAAGCUCCAAUACCGAAGUGGCAUGCAAGACGCUUUCCAUGAGUUUGAUUUGGUGGGACGGCCACUGAUGACGGAGCUGCUGGAAGUACCUCUUCUGCCUGUCCUUGCUCCACAUGCGCCACUAUUAGACCCGGCGGUCCCCAAGCCAGAGCACGCAUAUCUGCCUUUGCCAGCAUGGUUCCGGAGUAUGGCCCAAGACUGCCCACGACUGCCAGCACAAGCUUGGGGAUUUGGCGCUGGCAUGAACGAAGGGUUGCUGGAGCAAAGGGGCAUGAAAAGAGGUGCCGACACUGAGGAAUCAGCUGCUGGGCCCAGCAAGCGGCGGCGGCAAGCAUCUUCUUCGAGCUCCUCAACGUCUUCAAGUGACAGUGAGGAUGACGAAGCCUUUGGGCAAUCCAUAGCUGGCUGGCUUAAACUACAAAAAAGGUUUCGUCGGCUACUUGCUUAUGGGCAAGGAAAGGAGUUGCUUCGCAGAGUGGCUGUGGCAGCUGGUCGUCGGAGAGAUGUGGCCAUCCAGGCCCCAGCCCGCACCCGUUUCCUUGUGUACAACAAUGGUGUCUUGCAGCAGAGCUUGAAAGAUUUCCAGCUUCGCAUCUCAGGCUUGAUUGAAAUGCAGAAAGAAUUCCAGCGCCGGGUCAGUGCCGCGCAAAGGCAUGCUGCAACUCGUCAAUCCGCACCGGAGCCACCAAUCAGCAUGAAUGCGCCCUUGGGUGUUUUAGCUCGGGGCUCAGGCCCUAAGCCACGCAAAGAGAAACAAAAAAGCAAUGCAAAGGUAGCCCGACUUCAAAGCCAACAAGCAAAGCGAAAUGAGGUGCUGGCAAACCUAGCUAGGCAUGCUACAGACAGCGAGAGCCUAUUUCACGUUUUGAUGUUCGUGGACGUCAUGCAGCCGUUUUUCAAAGGAGCUUUGCUUGUCCAGCGCUCCGAUGCAGUUUUCUUUGAAGUGCAACGGGGCAUCUUGGAAGUGCACGACACCUUGCUGGAGGCCACAUCCCCAAGCACUUGGUCAGUCACCACGGCAGCUACGAGGUAG
Molecule: messenger RNA, 1729 nt
Organism: Cladocopium goreaui
Lineage: Eukaryota; Dinophyceae; Suessiales; Symbiodiniaceae
Source: the annotation of a GenBank genome assembly